This is a messenger RNA of Tetranychus urticae (two-spotted spider mite), 2406 nucleotides long. The record is from RefSeq and is a predicted model, not a curated record. Lineage: Eukaryota; Metazoa; Arthropoda; Arachnida; Trombidiformes; Tetranychidae.
GAAGUCUAUUAAUCAAAAUGGUGAUAUUAUUGGCAAAUGAGCACACACAAUUGAUUUGUAUGAAAGUAAUAACCACUUGCCUUGUACGGUGAUUUACAAGAAUUUAUACUCUUCCAUUUGUGUAUCAACAAUUAACUUCCUUUCAUCAGACACUUUUCCUUCCAUCUUUUUUGCACAUUUUCACAAUCUCUACAAUAUUAUUGAAAAAAGGCUUCAAUUAUUUUCUUUUUCUUUCUACCUCCAAUAUAAGAGACACCAAAGAGUAAAUAUCAUCUUGAUCAGUCUUUGUAAAUAACAUAUCUUUUCCUUUACAUGAUUAAAUGUAACUGAACUAAACAGGGAAACAACCAGCCAUCACCAAUUAUCACCAAGUGCUAUUCAUUCAAUUAUGAUUAAAUUAAUUUAACUGUGGCUGUUAUUGAGUCCAUUAAAAUUUUUGGAUUACAUCUUACCCACUCCAUUGGAGAUCUUGGUUUAUUUUAUUUGUUAUCAUUUUAGUGUUCUCUGAAGGACCAUAUAAAUAUAUCUUCAAAAAUCAUUUCAACACUCAUACUUCAACAUGGCCAAAGCUGGACAAGGACAAACUUUGAAUGAUAGGUUAAAUGCAGCCAGAUAUGCUCUUGCUGGUCAAGGAUUAGCUCGAGUUGUGUGUAAAGCGACUACAGAAGAAGUUAUCGGACCCAAAAAGAAGCAUUUAGACUAUUUACUGCAAUGCACCCAUGAACCUAAUGUAUCAAUACCACAAUUGGCAAAUCUUCUUAUUGAACGGACAAAUCAUAGCUCUUGGGUCGUCGUUUUCAAAGCUUUAAUCACUGUACAUUAUCUUAUGUGUUAUGGAAAUGAGCGUUUUACUCAGUACUUAGCGUCUAGUAACUGUACCUUCCAGUUAAAUAAUUUCCUUGACAGAAGUAAUCUUAAAGGUUAUGAUAUGUCAACUUAUAUCAAGAGAUAUUCCAAGUAUAUUAACGAGAAAGCUUUAUCUUACCGAACUGUUGCAUUUGAUUUUGCCAAAAUCAAGCGAGGAAAAGAAGAUGGUUUCCUCAGAACUAUGCCUUCGGAGAAGCUUUUGAAAACAUUAGUUGUACUGCAAAGUCAAAUCGAUGCUCUUCUUGAAUUUGAUUGUCCAGCCAAUCAUUUAACCAAUGGAGUCAUAAAUGCUGCUUUCAUGCUUCUAUUUAGAGAUCUGAUAAGAUUAUUUGCUUGCUAUAAUGAUGGUAUAAUCAAUUUAUUGGAAAAAUUUUUCGACAUGAACAAAAAACAAUGUCGAGAUGCUCUAGAGAUUUACAAAAAGUUUCUCGUUCGAAUGGACCGAGUUGCUGAAUUUUUGAAAGUUGCAGAAAAUGUGGGCAUCGAUAAAGGUGAGAUUCCAGAUUUAACCAAGGCACCUUCAUCAUUAUUGGAAGCCCUUGAACAACAUUUAUUGGCUUUAGAGGGCAAUAAGAAAGGCAACAAGAGCUCCAAAGAUGCUCAGCCAACUUCCCAGGGAGCCAACUCUCCUGUUACUUUGACUGCUGAACCACCAACUGAAGUAGUUAAAGAUCAACUGAAAAAGGCUCUUGAAGAAGAAGCACAGCUUCUUAAUCAAUUAAAAACGUCUGUUCAAUUCCAGGAGAAACAUGUUCAAGAUCAGACAAAAAAAUCGUAUAAUCCAUUUCUCAGUUCACCCACUGAAGCGAAGUCUGAGAGUACGUCUUCACCAUCUAAAUUAUCAACCGACAUCUUGGACAUAUUUGGAACCAAUGAAACUAGCGCAACAACAACGACUGUACCAAGCACUACUACUGUUCCAAGUAGAGCCAGUGAUGAUCUCCUUAUUGCUUUCACUGGUGAGUCCAAUGCUCAACCACCUCCUGGUCAUGAGCCAUUGGUACCUUGGAUGGUUCCUCUUGUACCGGUUCCACAACCAACAUCAUCACCUUUUGCUGGCAUGAAUAUUCCACAGUUAAAUCUCCCAUUGGCUUAUAUUGAAGCAGUCAGGCAACAACAAGCCGUUUCUUCUACCGCUGGAACUGCCACCAACACUGCUGUUAAUAAGGAUGCAAAUAAGAAAAAAUCAGCCUUUGAAGAUCUCGAUUUUGCCAUGCGAUCGCAAAUGCUGAAAGGAAAGGAGGAACAACCAGUUAAAGCAGCAUCCCGUGGAUUAGCCACUGGAAUUGGUAACUUUAGUUAGUCUGUUUGUAAUUUAGACAACAAAUACAAAAUCAACGGUUUAAAGUUUUAAUUAGGUACAAAUCGCAAACUACUGGAAAUUGGACAUGCUUUAACUGAUAUGAUUUUCGUUAUAUUAAUUUACAAACACAAAACACAAAGCUAAAUUAACAUAUAAUAGACAUUGUCAAAUAAAAAAAAACAAGUGUUGAAAUCAGUUUUUUGAUUCAAUAAAAUUAAUCUGCGUACGUUGUUUAA